AUGUUGCCCCCAUCUCAUCCCUUUGGCAUGUACCCCCAUAUGCUUCCUACUCCUCCCCCCUCUCCACCUGUCACUCGCUGCUAUGCCCCGGAAGACCGUUUAGGAUGGCUCCUGGCCAAUCGCCUCGAGCUCACUAGCAUCCUGGGAGUCGGCGCUUAUGGUGUUGUAUACACGGCCGUCGACAUUCAUACCGAUGCCCUGUAUGCUGUCAAGGCCCUCAACAAAUCUGGACUUGAUCCCCGGCAGCUCAAGUUCCAGCAACGCGAGAUCAAGCUCCACCAUCUGGCCAGUCAACAUCCCAACGUGGUUUCCUUGGUUCGCAUUAUGGAUUCCGUCGAUUGCACCUAUGUAGUCAUCGAAUUCUGCCCCGAGGGUGAUUUGUUUUCCAGCAUCACUGACAAAGGUCAGUUUGUGGGUAAUGAUCCUCUGGUCAAGCGCGUGUACCUGCAAAUCCUGGAUGCUGUCAACUACUGCCACUCCCUGGGAAUCUAUCAUCGGGAUCUGAAGCCGGAAAAUAUCUUGGUCUCCGACCAGGGAUUGACUGUCAAACUAGCCGAUUUUGGCUUGGCUACUACAGAUUACCUCACCUCUGAUUUUGGUUGUGGUUCCACGUUCUACAUGUCGCCAGAAUGCCAGCAAUCGAACCCUCGACCGAUGUCGUGCUACCAGUCCGCUCCCAAUGAUGUCUGGAGUCUUGGGGUCAUUCUGGUAAACCUGACUUGUGGCCGAAACCCCUGGAAACGUGCCUCCAUUGAGGAUUCCACGUUCCGGGCUUAUCUGAAGGAUCCUUACUUCCUCAAGUCCAUUCUGCCUCUGUCGGAUGAGAUGAUCUGUAUCCUAAGCCGCAUCUUUGAGCUUGAUCCGUCCAAAAGGAUCACUAUUCCUGAGCUCCGCCAACUCAUCCUGGACUGCCCACGCUUCACUCUGAACCCCAUGACUCCAUGGGGCUCAACUGCUGGACCGCUCCCCGUUGGCUAUGUCACCUGCCCACAGGUUCCCGUUUCUCUUCCCGAGGAUGUCCUGGACACGCAGUCCUCUAGUUGCUCCUCGGACUCGUCUCAGUAUUCUGAUUCUCUGGUCUCAGCUGUGUCCGAUGCUUCCUCCUUUACGGAAGGCUACCCAGACAUGGAUAGCCUGCCUUCUUUGGGGAUCGAGCCUGAAACACUCUGCAAAGAUGACUUCCCGCAGCCAGACUCCAUCGCAUGUAGUGAUAUGCCGGAGCCUCUCGUGGUUUGUCAUCACCCAUUUGUUUACUCCAUCCCCGUCUGCUGA
This is a messenger RNA of Aspergillus ochraceoroseus IBT 24754, 1272 nucleotides long. Its product is annotated as serine/threonine-protein kinase. Gene Ontology annotation, molecular function: protein serine/threonine kinase activity; ATP binding. The record is from RefSeq and is a predicted model, not a curated record. Gene Ontology annotation, biological process: peptidyl-serine phosphorylation; autophagy. The transcript is spliced from 2 exons. Gene Ontology annotation, cellular component: cytoplasm. NCBI's taxonomy places the organism in Eukaryota, Fungi, Ascomycota, Eurotiomycetes, Eurotiales, Aspergillaceae. Bases 1 to 1272 code for a protein of 423 amino acids.